Chlorella variabilis is the source of this 541-nucleotide messenger RNA. RefSeq lists its product as hypothetical. NCBI's taxonomy places the organism in Eukaryota, Viridiplantae, Chlorophyta, Trebouxiophyceae, Chlorellales, Chlorellaceae. The record is from RefSeq and is a predicted model, not a curated record. The transcript has 2 exons. The annotation marks the transcript as partial.
AUGCACCCGCCGCCGCGCUGCGACCGCUCCACCGCCUGCCACCCUGAACCGCAGGUGGUGUUUGUGGCCACCGAAUGCGGGCCCUGGUGCAAGGUGGGCGGUCUGGCAGACGUGCUGGCCGCGCUGCCGCCCGCGCUGGCAGCCAGGGGGCACGAGGUGCUGACCGUGGUGCCGCGCUAUGCGCCCUACACGGGGGUCGAGCCGACCGGGGUCAGCGUGCCCCUGGAGCUGCCGCCGCUCCCCGUGAGGAAAGCGCGCCCGGCGGCGGCGGCGGCAGCGUCAGGCGCGUCAGGCGCCGAGCAGGCAGGGAGCGGCGACGGGGAUGAGGAGAUGGCGGAUGCGGCGGCAGAGGCUGGCGGGGAGGCGGCCGCCGCUCAGGACCCAGCAGCAGCGGCGGCGGCGGCCGAGGAGGGACCCGGCUGCGGCAGCGGCGGCGGCGGUACAGGCGGCGACGCGCUUCCCGCCCACGCCGACCUGUGGCAGUGCCUGCAGGGCGGCGUGCGGCGUCUGUUUGUGGACCACCCGCUCUUCACAAGUGCUG